GUGCUGUUGGUGACUUCAUCUAGCAGACCUGAACAAUGGAUUGUACCGGGUGGUGGAAUUGAACCAGAAGAAGAACCAAGUGCAACUGCCGUCAGGGAAGUAGUUGAAGAAGCCGGUGUUAUGGGUAGAUUGCAUAGAAUGCUUGGUACUUUUGAAGACAGGACCCAUAUCAGACGACAUAGAACAGAUGUGUUUGUUAUGAUUGUAACCGAAGAACUACCAGAAUGGGAAGAUUCUUUGGGCAUAGGUCGUAAACGCAAAUGGUUCAAAUUAGAAGAUGCACUGAACAUGUUGCGUCUACACAAGCCCACUCAACACACGUACCUGGAAAGUUUUGCUCUCAAUCAACAAAAAGCUAGCAUCUGAAAAAGCCAUCCUUUUAAAAUAUUUUCCACAUUUAAUAUACUUAGUAUUUCAUCUCUCUUAAACUUUUAGAUUUUGCUAAUAGUUGUCUAAGUCAACAGAUUCAUUUAAUUUUUAAGAACAAAUUAGUUCAUUAUUAUUAGAUGUAAGGGAUAAAGAUUUAUGAUUAUUAUUAUUU
Messenger RNA from Sipha flava (yellow sugarcane aphid), 541 nucleotides. It is a transcript of the gene Aps, whose product is annotated as diphosphoinositol polyphosphate phosphohydrolase 2. Gene Ontology annotation, molecular function: bis(5'-adenosyl)-hexaphosphatase activity; bis(5'-adenosyl)-pentaphosphatase activity; endopolyphosphatase activity. Gene Ontology annotation, cellular component: cytoplasm; nucleus. The record is from RefSeq and is a predicted model, not a curated record. NCBI's taxonomy places the organism in Eukaryota, Metazoa, Arthropoda, Insecta, Hemiptera, Aphididae. Gene Ontology annotation, biological process: adenosine 5'-(hexahydrogen pentaphosphate) catabolic process; diphosphoinositol polyphosphate metabolic process; diadenosine pentaphosphate catabolic process.